Scophthalmus maximus (turbot) is the source of this 2826-nucleotide messenger RNA. RefSeq names its product glucoside xylosyltransferase 1b (gene gxylt1b). Lineage: Eukaryota; Metazoa; Chordata; Actinopteri; Pleuronectiformes; Scophthalmidae. The transcript is spliced from 7 exons. The coding region runs from base 232 to 1485 and encodes 417 amino acids. Gene Ontology annotation, molecular function: UDP-xylosyltransferase activity. The record is from RefSeq and is a predicted model, not a curated record. Gene Ontology annotation, biological process: protein O-linked glycosylation via N-acetylgalactosamine.
CAUGCUACAGUAAAGGGUUCACAACUCUGUAUAUUAAAAAAAGACUUGCAGAGACAUGACGCGACCGCCAGAGGGUGUAGUUGCUACGAACGAUAAUCACAAAUAGAGAGUUUUAUUUUCUAAGCUGUGACCGGAAGUGGGAUCCCGUCGCGCCUGGCCCCCGCAGUUACCAAUCGUUCGCCAGUUUCUGUGUCAUGACUGCGGCUCCGAGUGGCGUCUCCAAACUCCACAAUGCGGCGUUACAGCCGCGCGCUGACGCUGUGCACGCUGUUCGCCGUGUUCUCCGGCCUGUACGUGUACAACAAGCUGCUGUACUCGGACGUGUCGGCCGCGGGGAGCGGGCCGAGGAGGGCUCUCGUCCCAGCCAGGGCGCCCGGAGCCGCUCGAGGGGCCGCGGACAAGACCGGGCCCCAAAACCUGCACUGGUACAAUAGGUACAUCAUGCGUCAGCGGGGACAGGCGGAGGUCGGCGGCGGCGUUCGGAGCGGCCCUGAGCCUCCCAUGCACCUGGCUGUGGUGGCCUGUGGCGAGAGGCUGGAGGAGACCCUCACCAUGAUCAAGUCUGCUGUGCUUUUCAGCAUCAAACGCCUCUGCCUGCACAUCUUUGCCGAGGGUCAACUACACGCCAGCUUCAUAGAAGCUCUGGAGUCGUGGCCCGGCUUUAUUCACUCCAGGUUCCAGUACACAGUCUACUCCAUCAGCUUCCCCAGUGAGAACGCAGCGGAGUGGAAGAAACUCUUCAAACCCUGCGCUUCUCAGAGGCUUUUUUUACCUCUGAUCCUAAAGGACGUCGACUCGAUUGUGUACGUGGACUCGGACAUCCUGUUCCUGCAGCCCGUAGACAGACUGUGGACGUUCCUCUCCCGAUUUAAUUCCUCUCAGUUGGCGGCCAUGGCCCCUGAGCAUGAGGAGCCCCGCAUCGCCUGGUACAACCGCUUCGCCCGCCACCCCUUCUACGGCAGGACGGGCAUCAACUCAGGCGUCAUGGUUAUGAACAUGACGAGGAUGAGGAGCACGUUCUUUAAGAAUGACAUGACGUCUGUUGGGCUGCGUUGGGAGGAGCUGCUAAUGCCUCUGCUCCAGAAAUAUAAACUGAACAUAACCUGGGGGGACCAGGACCUUCUCAAUAUAAUUUUCCACCACAACCCUGAGACGUUGCUGGAGUUUCCUUGCCAGUGGAAUUAUCGUCCAGACCAUUGCAUCUACGGCAGCAACUGUGCGUCGGCCGAGGAGGAUGGCAUCUACGUACUGCAUGGAAACAGAGGGGUUUACCACGACAACAAGCAACCUGCCUUCAGAGCUGUGUACGAGGCAAUACGGAAGUACCCAUUUGGCGCAGACCCAGUGACAUCUUUGUUGGAUCCUCUCGAAGAGGAACUGUUGAAGACAACACACACCUACUGUGGUAAAUCCCACGCACUCUUCACAAAGAGACUGGCACACAGCCUGACAAAUACCAACAGCAAGGCUCCUCGCAGACAGUGACAAAACAUGAAAUACAAGAUGGGACGGACGCCAACGGGAUUUUUAGAAGCUCGGCCACCAAGAUGAGGAAGACUUCAUAUUGUGGCUUACCGUUCAUACUUAGUUUUCUUGAACUCCCAGCUUCUGAUCCCACAAAGCUGAGUGAAGUUUGCCUGCUUUGAACGGCAGGGUUUGUUAUUGACUGAUGUGCCAACACUAAAGCUUGGCAAACAAAUUGUUAACUGGCACUGGUAAAAAACAAAACAUGAACAUACCUCUUUGACUCUGUGGAACAAGUAGAGUAUCUCGAAAACUUUGGUGAACAUUCGCUAAAUGUUCUUUUGCUGGAUGUCCGUCCAAAUGUUAACCGAAGUCUGGUUUAAUGGACACCCAACCAGUGAGACCGUUGCAAACCAGUAACUGCUCACCUCUUGUAAGUUGCUCUGGAUAAGAGCGUGAUAUAAAAGCCUCUAAUCUACUGUAAAUGUAGUGUAGGCCAUUUGUGGUUAAAUACUCAAUUUAACAGUUGCUUUGCUACAAAUUUUUCCUCUCGGGUUUUUAUUAUUUUACUGACAACUGGAGAUUUUUCAGUGCCUUCGGCUAAUGACCAAAGGUGCUAGAGAUCAAUAAAAGUUUGGGAGAGUAUCUCUUGACUUUCCAUAUUGGAGAAUUUUAUUAAACCUUGUGAAACGCUCUUAUUGAAAGAGACACACCAUGGUAGAGCUGGACAAAAGGCUUUCUGCAGGGCCUACGUUGGAGACAUGCACUGGACCACUUUUUCCGUCUUUAGAAACCACUUAGAAACAUGGAAGGACAGUCAUUUAUGAGAAUUAAAAUAAAAUAUAUUUUCUAUAUUUUCAGAUAACGGUGCAGAGUAAACAUUUGGUCUAUUCUUUGCUGUUUUGUUACAUGGGUUGCCAUGACCUGGGGGGCAAAGAAAGAAGGGUUGUUCUUUUCUGGUACAAUGUACAAUUUGGGGUCUCUGUUGUUGUGAUGUCUGGACACAUGACUCUACAUCUUCAUGUUUUUAGUUUCUUUGAAAUAACCUUUCAUACCCUCCCCUAUGUUGUUGUAUGGACAUUGCUGCUGAAUAAUUGGAUACCACAGACUCCUUUUUAAUAAGAUGUGUAAUGGCAACCAGGCACAUAGGUAUGAUGGGAAUUCUUUCAGUAAUCUCCAACACACAGCAUAGCUGGUGCACAUCAGUAUGCAAAAUGCAGAAAAACUGCUACUGAACAUGUGAAUAAGCUACAAGUUCUCUCCUGAUACCAAAGUAUUUGUUUUAUUACUAUAAUUUUGCACCGGUGAAUGUAUUUUGAACACUGAGGGAUGAAAUGUUGUAAAUAAAUGUAAUGACUGUCA